GGAAAAUUACAGACUUUCCUUGGGAGAAAAGUGCAUCAGCACAGUUAGUGAAAAGCAUUUAAGGAUAUUACACUGAAAUUACCAUGGCAGAAGUGGACGUUGUGCUGCCAGACAAGGAUGAGACUCUGGAGUUGAAGAGCAGUAAGGAUGGUGGUCAUGGUGGUCUUGAGGAUCUGGACACUGAAGAUUUGUACACAAAGUACAAGAAGUUGGAGAAAAUGCUGGAGUUUUUGGAAGUGCAGGAGGAAUACAUCAAGGAUGAGCAGAGGAAUCUCAAGAAGGAGUAUCUUCAUGCCCAGGAGGAGGUGAAGCGCAUCCAGUCGGUGCCUCUGGUUAUUGGGCAGUUCCUCGAGGCGGUUGAUCAGAAUACUGGCAUUGUGGGCAGCACAACGGGCUCCAAUUACUACGUGCGCAUCCUCUCGACCAUCGACCGGGAACUGCUGAAGCCUUCGGCGAGCGUGGCGCUGCAUAAGCACAGCAAUGCUCUGGUGGACGUUCUGCCGCCCGAGGCGGAUAGCUCGAUCUCCAUGCUGCAGCCAGACGAGAAGCCGGACGUUAGUUACUCGGACAUCGGAGGCAUGGACAUGCAGAAGCAGGAGAUCCGGGAGGCUGUGGAGCUUCCCCUGACACACUUUGAGCUGUACAAGCAGAUCGGCAUUGAUCCGCCGCGCGGUGUGCUGCUGUACGGUCCGCCCGGGUGCGGCAAGACGAUGCUGGCCAAGGCUGUGGCUCAUCACACCACUGCCGCCUUCAUCCGCGUCGUGGGCUCGGAGUUUGUGCAGAAGUACUUGGGCGAGGGCCCGAGAAUGGUGCGCGACGUCUUCCGCCUGGCCAAGGAGAACUCCCCGGCGAUCAUCUUCAUAGAUGAGAUCGAUGCCAUCGCCACGAAGCGUUUCGACGCCCAAACCGGAGCCGAUCGCGAGGUGCAGAGAAUCCUGCUGGAGUUGCUCAAUCAGAUGGACGGCUUCGAUCAGACGACCAACGUGAAGGUCAUCAUGGCAACCAAUCGUGCCGACACGCUCGAUCCUGCGCUGCUGCGUCCUGGCCGUCUGGACAGGAAGAUCGAAUUCCCACUGCCGGAUCGUCGGCAGAAGCGCCUCAUCUUCUCCACCAUCACCGCCAAGAUGAAUCUGUCUGAGGAUGUGGACUUGGAGGACUACGUGGCGCGUCCGGACAAGAUCUCAGGUGCUGACAUCAAUGCCAUCUGCCAGGAGGCAGGCAUGCACGCCGUCCGGGAGAACAGAUACAUCGUCCUGGCGAAGGACUUCGAGAAGGGCUACAAAAACAACAUCAAGAAGGACGAGCAGGAGCAUGAUUUCUAUAAGUAA
Molecule: messenger RNA, 1328 nt
Organism: Phlebotomus argentipes
Lineage: Eukaryota; Metazoa; Arthropoda; Insecta; Diptera; Psychodidae
Product: 26S proteasome regulatory subunit 6B
Exons: 2
Coding region: 84-1328 (414 amino acids)
Biological process (GO): proteasome-mediated ubiquitin-dependent protein catabolic process
Cellular component (GO): proteasome regulatory particle, base subcomplex
Molecular function (GO): ATP binding; ATP hydrolysis activity; proteasome-activating activity
Source: RefSeq, a predicted model, not a curated record